Lytechinus pictus (painted urchin) is the source of this 8097-nucleotide messenger RNA. RefSeq names its product cell adhesion molecule 4-like. The transcript has a single exon. Lineage: Eukaryota; Metazoa; Echinodermata; Echinoidea; Temnopleuroida; Toxopneustidae. The coding region runs from base 597 to 1895 and encodes 432 amino acids. The record is from RefSeq and is a predicted model, not a curated record.
AUUUUCGACUUCAAGCAUUUAGACCGUUGCCUGGCUCAGACCCACAGACUUCCUCGGCAGUCAACUUCACUGAUUGGUUUUGACAAUAUGACUACUUCAGGAACCUGAACUUCACUCGUAUGGGCAGGUUGCACUGCAUUUGGAAACCGUAUUCAGUACAAAGCAGAUAUUCAGAAAUGAUUGGUUUCUAUUUGGAUGAAAGAAUCUGUUUCAUACCUUUGGAAAUUUCGUUUGAUUAUAGGAAAAUAUGAGUUGUUGAUGAACAUUCGAUGACGUUCUGUGCAUCGUCAUACCCGGUGACGAUCGAUUUCAUUGCCAAUUAUUACAGAGAUCCAAAUGAAUCGUCACCAGUACGGAUCCAUGGACUUAACACAGAUUACAGCGGACUGAUUAAUUUGGAUUAUGUGAUUAUGUCCUGCAGUUGUUAAAAUUAAAAAGCGGAUUAUCACCCUCGAUGCCAACUUUUUCAGAGUGAUACAACCAAAUAUUUUGUUACCUACAUGGUUGCUGCGUUAGAAGCCAGGAUGUACGCACCGACAUAGAGGCCAUAAACCUAUAGCAUCUGAGCCUGGGAAAGCUAAUCAAACGAUUAUAUCAUGCUUAAACAAUAUCGAACUUGUGACGGAAAAAUGGCUUUACAGUUUUCACUAAUUUUUUGCACUAUCAUUGCAUUGACCAAUGCCGUGAUUUUCACCAGUGAGCCCGAGGACCUAAUGGUCGACCAGGGGUCUCGAUUCCACCUCAACUGUGCCAUCCACGGACUCCUUGCAAACCAAGAGGUCGUCUGGAGGAAGAACAACAUCUCCAUCAGCAUCGGUGCCGACGUGAUGGGUGACCACCUCAUCGUCGACCUCAAGAGAUACCGUGUCGUCCAGGACAUCACCCAGGGGUCGUACCAACUGAAUGUCUUUGACAUCGCAAGAAUGGACGAUGGUGAGUACCAGUGCGUGGUGUACAACAAUACUGGAAUCCACCUUCAUGAAGUGGCUGCCCAGUCUCGGACAGCCAUGGUCACUGUCUACUACACACCUGUCAAGAAGUAUCCCUACUGUCCUUUUGGUGAAGCAUCCAGGGAACUGAAUGUUGGUGAGAACAUCCCAGCUUGUAUAUCUGAGAAGGGACUCCCACCGGUGAUGCUCGAGCUCCAGGGUACCUUUGAUGAUUUGCCUGCGACUCACACAGAUUACUCAACAGUCACAGGGUUUGCCGUCUUGACGAUGAAUGUAUCGGAAGCUGAUGAAGGAAGGACGUAUACUUGCCGUGCAAGAAGUUCGGAUUUCCAAUUCUAUACGAGUACAUGUGAUGUUGGACCUCUACGGGUGGUUUAUCCGCCGCGUGUUGCGAUCAGACCGAUCAAGGCAGUCCCGUCGGUCGGUGACGAAGCCGUCUUCGUAUGCGAGAUCGUUGCUAAUCCUCAACCAACCAGCAUCGUAUGGUCAUUCAUCCCACCAAUGGAUAAAUCACGAUAUCGGCUUUAUGAUGAGAACAGGACCUUGGAGAUCGUACGCAUUCGUGAACAGGACGAUAACCGCAUACUCGUCUGCACCGCAGGGAAUCGUAAGGGCAAUACGUCCUCGGAGCGAGUCGUUGCGCUCUCAAAGACCCACCGUCCUCGGGGAUCGGACCCACAUGCUCCAAACGAAAGACAACACAACCAAGAUCACUUCCUUUUCACACGAUGCAGUGAUGCCAAUGCCGUGAUCGUAGCUUGCCUGAUCGCCCUCGCCAUUCUCUUUCUCGUAUUCGUGUUCGUGGUUUGCUGUCGAACAAAGAGUUGCAAGUGCUUGAAAUCGCCGUCAAAAUCCUGCACUGCCCAGAAGAAAAUACAACAGAUUGAUCAUAUUGAUGCGAGCUAUACGAUGUCGAAUGACGACACGCAAUUGAUUGUUAAAUGAGUGGAUCUUCAUGUAACUAAGCUUUAGAAAUGUUAGACGAAUCGGAGACAUGCUGCUGCCAUCGAUUUUUCGCAUGGACAACUUUAUGUAUUACUUUCUAUAUGUCAUGAAUGAUAAUUAUGAAAGGAAGUUACGUAUGUAAGUUCAUUUUGAAUUGGAUGAACACACGUACUUACUUCGUUUAUGGACUUGUUUAAGCAUUUUAUUGAGAAGAAAGAGCACAGGUCAGUCAUAAUUGAGCACGGACAAACGGUAAACAAAUAGAGUCAUCCAAAAUCUUUAAUAUAAAAGCAUCAAUUGUCAUAGACGAUUUCAUUUUAAUUGGUAUAAAGAAAAAGAAAACCUCAAGCACGAAUAACGCUGAAAAUGUUGAACAUCAUCAUAAAAAAUCGUAUCAGUAAGUUAUAUUAAACAUAUUUACAUGAAGUUUCGCUUAGUUUCCACAUUCUUGAGGAGCACAAUAUAUAAGAACAAACGCGUGCAGUAUGCAAAAUAACCGUUGACGUCACGCACUAACUACCGUACUUAGUAUUUUUCAGUUUCCUGAUUUAGAAUAGGAUAUAUAUUUCACUUUUUCACAUCCCAUGAUAUAAAUCAUGUUUAGACUAAAACUGGAACUUGUUGAAUUGUCAUGAUCAACAAUAAAAAUCGGUUCAGUCAAAUGAUUCUAUAUAUAUGUUAUCAGACCUACAUUAUAUUAAAGUAUUUAAUGUUCAUAUGAUGAAGGAUAAAAAUAAAUGUGCAUAUCACUCGUAUAUAUGACAGGAACAGUUUAUUGAUAACAAUUCAUAUGACUGACAGCCAUUGACUGCCAAUACAGGAAUUCCACCAAUUAAACAUUGAAUUUGCGUCUGAUAUUAAUGUUUGUUUGUUUUUUAAUCUGAUGCUUAUUAAACUUUUCUUUAUUAAUCAUUUGAAAUCGGCAUUUUUUUUUUUUGGGGGGGGGGGUGUAUUGGCAUUUAAGUUUAAUCGUAGAUAGGGGAACUGAGAAAUGAGAGAAAGACACAAAUGAAUGAUUUCAAUAAAGGAGUACAUAACUGAAUCGUAGAAUGAUUUAAAUGACCUUAUGAGGUCCAGUGUCUCACUGAGCAAAAUAUUGCUUAGUUUUUUAACUAUUCAUGAAGAUGUACGAGCGAGCAAAGCGAUAGGAAUAAUCUUUCAUAUGAGUAUUUCUGUACUUUUAAUGUAAAGGGCCAAUGAUCCGGGAAUUAUUGUGUGCAAAGUACAGUAAUAUCAUGAUAUGAUUGUUGACACACGGUGGCGUAACUACGGGGGGGGGGGGGGCAUGGGGGGCACGUGUCCCCCCCAAUCGGCUGACCAAAAAAAAAACCGGAGAAAAGGAGAAAAAGAGGAAGAAAGGAAGAGAAACGAAGUGGGAAAGAAGAACUUCUUAUUCAUCAUAAUUUUAUAUUGUAAUUAUGUUAUGUUACAUUACAUAAUAAACAUUUUUAUCAUAACUUUAUGAAACAUAAUUUUCUAGGGCCUAUGUCUUCACUGUUCUUGGUGCUUUCAUUGUCUGUUUAAUGAGAUAUAUAAUCCUGUUGUACUAAUACCUCCCGUUUUCAAGUCAAUAUACACCAAAUAUAUUUCCUCGCACUUCGAGUUAUUAUUGUUUUAUGUAGUGACAUAUGCUUCUUUUUCAUGACUACUUAAAGUGAUUGCCCCAUGUUAAGGUCUUAAUAUAAAACAUUUUCUGUCCGUGAUUACGUUCGCAAUAGUGGAUUUGUUAGAUAUGUCUGCUCUCCAUGAAUACGGAUCAGUCCUUGAAAUGUCCCUUUUUUCUGAUGUGAAUAUCAAAAAUUUUCAGCUCGCGCUUCGCGCUCGCAUCACUUGAUUAGUGAAACACGUAUGGUCUUCGUAAAUUCCUACAAACAAGCCUUAAAAUGCCCCUCUUCAGGUCUGAAUUAUCUAAAUUUUCAGCUCGCGCUUCGCGCUCGCAAUGUUUAAUUAGUGAGAUGCGUAUGAUAUUCAUGAUUACAAUGACUACAAGUGCUUUAUGUGUUUAGAUGUAAUUCUAACAAAAUCAGCAAGCGCUUGGCACUCGCAUUAGAUGACUAUGGUUAGAUAUGUAUACUCUUAAUGGAUUCCUAAAAUAUAGUCCUUAAAAUCUCCUUGUUUGGGGUCAAUAUAUAUACAAAAUUCCAGCUCGCGCUUCGCGCUCGCAUUGUUUAUCGAGAUAGGUGCGUACCAUGAUUACAAAAAUGUGAUUAUUUGAUUAAGUCUGAAUAUCAACAAUUUCAGCUCGCGCUUCGCGCUCACAUUAUUUGAUUAGUGAGGUACAUAUCCGUUUAAUGGCAUUGUCUUUAAAAUGUCUCUAUUAGGUCAGUAUACCUGGCAACUGAGAGCGCUUCGCGCGCUCACGUAGUGACUCAACAUUUUUGCUGGUGCCCCCCCCCCAUGCCGUGACCCACGGUACGCCACUGUUGACACAAGUACAAUUUUGGUGAGGAUUUUGGGAGGCUUUAGCCACACCUAAACCUCGCCAAAUUAGUCAGUCACUUUUAUCUCGAGGUCUUUUUUCAAAGCCGAUGUGCUUCGUGUUUUUUUUUUCAGAAUUAAUUAGCGUUGCAUGUUUAUGAAACAAAUUAUUCGACAGCGCUUAGUUAUUCAUUUGUCGUGCAUAUGCGGACAUAAAUUAUCAUCGAGCGAUAUACACUUAAGUGAAGUGCCAUAGGCAAGAUAGGUGAACGAACGAGAAAAUUACGGUAUACAUGCAGGCUAUAAUCCAAAGUUCACACGAUCACACCAAACAUGCCAAAGGGGAAGCAUUUUACAAACCGCAAUAAAAAAAUGAUGUAUGUAUAUAAACGAUCUCGUGAUUCAAUCAUCACAGUAAGUAAGGUGCAUGAUGGUAAGGAGAAUAUAUUUAUAUUUAUAGGGGACAGGAGUGGCAAUUCCAACAUAACAUGAUAUUGAUGUACUUGACUAAUUUAAAAGGUGGAGUCGGAUAAAUAAUCAUAUCACUGAAGAAAAUGAUCGAUGUAUUUGUAGUCGCAGAUUUAACAACAUGCCAGGAAUGUUAUCAAUUAACCAGGCUGAAUUAUGUGGGAUACUUUUGAUGUUUGUUGCUUGUAUGUGCACCGGGAAGGUGAUUAAUUUAAGAGAGGGACAAGAUGCUCAUCUCACAUUUCAAUAUAACUGCAGCUACACUGAAGUAACUUUACGACAUUGGUAUAAAAGUCCCUUUUACAUUUUGCCAAAUUUAGCAUCCAUCCCUUUGGCCUCCUAUCCUCAAAGUAGAUUCACUAUAAAGAACAAUGUCACAACUGAUCGGUGUUCAAUUCAUCUGAAGAUCACUCCGGUUCGUAGACAUGAUGCAGGAACUUAUAUCGCUCAAGUAUACAAGGAUGGUGGUGGUUUACCUGAUAUGAAACGGAUUGGACUGAAUGUUGGUUAUCCUCCUGAUAAGGCAUCCUGCGAACGGAGAGAAGGGUCUUCUGUUCGAGGUUGGGAUUUAUUGCACUGUACGGCUUCAGCUGGCACCAUGUCAGGACUCUUUGAAUGCUACCAGAGGGGUGAAAGACUACCCCCUUAUAGCGCACCUAUCAAGGAUCACCUACUGGAACAGACCUUUUGGUUUAGGCUGUCGUCUCCUGUGUUUUGUUGUUCAUCCGCUGUGGAGCUACGAAAAGACCAGUGUAAAUGUGACGAUUUUGUCUGGGUGCCCACAAAUUUCACAAGAUCAAACAGACAUAUUAUCAAACCCUGUCAACCCACAGCUCAUGCUGACAGGCCUUUAGAAUUUACCACUCCCCACGCCCCUUCUUCGCUUGAUGUGUUUGAAUAUGCAGUGAAUAUGCCAACGACUCAAAACUUUGAAGGAAACAAGUGUUCAAGUUCUCCUGAUCUAUCGUCGGAAACUGUUUCACUGGUGUCACUAAAAACUGGAGUACCGCAGGUUUUGAAAUGGAUCUAUAUGAUAUUUGCCGGUAUAUGUAUCAUGGUAGUCCUCUGUUUCGUUACCUGUAUAAAACUUUACUUCGGUCUAAAGACUGAAAGUGUAAAGAGUGAAUCAAUUGCGUAGCAGGAUGAAAGGGGGGGGGGGGGUGAUAGGUGAGUGUGCGAGGGGCUGGUCCUCUGCGUGUCACGUUCAAAUUGAUACACAAUAAGACAAAGUAUUUUGUAAAAAAAAAAAAAAAAAACAUCGGUGUCAGAUGUUGGAGCGGACCUUUUGCUUCAAAUGUAUUUUUUACCCAAUUUAAAUCAGUUAUUAUUAUAUCAUUAUGAUUAUUAUUGCUAUCAUCAUAAUCAUUGUUAUUGCAAUAUUUAUUCAUUAUUAUAUUUCUUCUUCUUCUUCUCCUUCUUCUUCUUAUUUUUCUUCUUUUUUUCUUCUCCUUCUUCUUCUUCUUCUUCUUCGUCUUCUUAUUUAUUAUUACUUUACCAUCAUCCAUAUAACCUUCCUAAACUACGAAUAUUUCUACUCACUCCAUAGUAAUAACAGUUAUGAUAAAAUCGCUAUGAAUUGAUAUGAUGAUAAGUAACAUGCUCACAAUUCGAUGAUUCAUCUGUUUUAUCAGGAUUAGCCAAACGAAACCAUUAAUAAAGUAUGGUGACGAAGAUUACACAGAGAAUGAAAAUACAGACCAGUUAAUACAGAUAACCUUGUGCGUCAAUGAUAGCCAUGACAAAGAUUGAUAAAAAUUAUGUUAUGAUUUCGACGUCAUACUCCAUUUCCUUGCGGCAGCAUUGAAACCCCUUCCAUACUCCCCUCUCAUCGGUGAUGACCGCUCAGAGAUAGGCUAAUGGGGGGGGGGGGGCAAUUUAAAAGAUACAUAGAAUAACUACAAAUUAUUUUAGAGUGUAGCAAGCCGCUAUUGAUAUAUUUAAUAACAAUGAAAGACCUUGUAAAAAGGUCAUGAGAAAUAUAUUUGAAUUACCCAUUUGUGAUUUAGGUGCUACAUAAUUAUCAUGUGUGAUCCUGCUGAUGAGAACUGUUAUUGGCGUGUUUGGCCUGCCAUAGCUCUGUAUCAGUCAGAUGCCCCCUAAAAAAUGGAUAGCAAAUAAUAUUGACGUAGCAUACAGGAAAUCAAAUAAGGGAGCACGAUCUCCGAAAAUUUGAUUCGAUGACGAAUAUCCCUCAGAAAUUGACCCUGAAACAUAUUUUGCCAGUUACAAGGUCAAUAUCAAUGUAGAAAACCAAUUUAUGAUUAUGUGUGGAUAAGUAGUAAUUCAUUCCACUUUUAAACAAUUUGUAUUUAUUAUGUGAUCAUAAAUUUCUAAAAUUAUCAUAUGCAGUCUAAAAGAAACUGAUAAAGUCGAACAAAAAAAAUCAAACAUAUAUAGAUAUAUUGCAAAAAUUCAAAAAAAUAUCUCAGUGUAUAAGUUAGACGAAAACAAUCCCAAAUCGUUUUACUUGCAGAAAAAGGGUGUUGGCCCUAUUUAAAAUUAUCAUUUUUUCAUCAUUCCUAAUUGACGGUUUUUAUUCACAGGGAAUUAAACUUGUAAUAACAUUUUUCCAAUGUUUCCUUUUCUGCUUUUGAUUCAGCAUACAGAAAGCAAGUAGGUCAUUCCCCGUUACAAUUAACUAUUUGCAAGUAAUGUAUGAUUAAUCUUGUAACUAUUUUAUCCAACAUGUCCAAAUGUAUUUGGGGAUGGUGUAAAGAGAUGUAAUACUCACAAAAUGAUAGAACAUGCUUGAACAUGUUCGAAAUAUAUGAUUGAACAUUGUAUUACUUCGUUUAUAAGAACAAUUACUAAUUGCAUGAUCUGUAUUAUGUUCAGGGACUUACAUAACCCUAAUUAUUUUAUAUCAGGACUAUGAUUUACUCGAUUUACUUGCUAAAAAUAUACGUAUUUUGGCAGGCUAUAUGUUGCAGUAUAUAUACGUAUAACAUUGUUAUGAUAAUCGUUGAUGUAAACUUUGAAAAACUUAAAUAGGAAACUCUGAAAUAUAUAACUUUAUGUGUUUGUGUUAAUUGGGGUGACAAACACUGUAUGUUACAUCGUGUUACCUGCAGAUAAGUCAUGGGAAGAUGUUUUACAUUACAUUAAAUGCGGUAGAUAGAAUUAUUUUGACAUUAUUUCAGGGGUCGCGGAGCCGGGGGAAGGGAGCUGGGGGUUGAAGCCCCCACUUUUUUCAAUAAACAUGUACAAAAACGUAAAAAAUACCAUCUAAUGUGAUUUUCUAUAUGAUCAGCCCCCCCCCCCACGUUCGGCUGAGCCCCACCCCGUUUGAACCAUUCUGUCAUCCCUGUAUAGCUUA